AUGGAGAUGCCAAGUGUUGUAGUCCGACUAGCAUGUGGCGAAUGCUCGCUGUUGGUAAAUCCCCAAGGAACGCUUUUGAGCAAGACGUUUGUGAGUCCGAUCCUUUCUGUUCGGGCGUUGCUAGCUCUUGGCUACAAGGUGGAGUGGGAUUCUUCUCGUUGUAGAAUUUGGCAUCCUUCGCGGGGUGUAUUGGAUACGGAUGUUAGCACUGGUUGCCCGGAAAUCUCUGAGCAGAAGGCCUUGGAACUUAUCGGGGAAUAUGAGGCUUUGGUGCAGCGCGGGGAGAGUCGUUGUGCACGACUGCACUGUUUGAUGAAGGAUUUAGCUGGAUUGAGUAAUGCUGAGCUUGCUGAUGUGAUUGUUCGUCGGGAUGUGCACUCAGACGCAGCUGUAAAGAAGCUGGUUGAGAAAGUGUUUGGGGAUACGCCUAGUGAUUUGAGGGAGCAGGCGGUUGCAUCUGUGCAAGAUCCAGCUGGUGAGUCUUUCACAUGGAACAGAAGGAUGCGGAGGAAGUUUGAGCGUGCGAAAGGCCUAGUUGUUCAUCUGUUCUGUGGUGAGGGCAGAAAGGCUUUUGAUCGAGUGUCCGAGAAACACGGGCUAAUCCAUGUGCCGGUUGACACAGCCGAAGACCUGUUGGCGGAAGGUACCUAUCAGUAUUUGCUCAGGCAGGACAUUUGCGCCGUGUCGGUACUCAGUAGGAUAGAUGACGUGUUGAUGAUGAGGAUGAUGGUGCUGAUGCUGGUGGCGCAGGGUUCGAAUGAGGCUCUGAAGGAGCCGACCCCACACUGCCUGGUGGAACAUCCUGAGGACCCUGAGGAUGGGGGUAUGGUAGGUGUUGCCCUGAGGGAGCAGACGAAACCUGAGCUCGGGUACGCGUCGUUCUGGGCCACACCAGAGUGGCAAGCGAUAUCAAAGGAGUUGCAGCUGUCACCUACCUCCUUUCAUCAAGGACCAUUGGGGCACCAGAAGGUAAGGCCAACCACCAUUUAUACAAACAUGUAUCCGGAUCCUUUGCUUGUGGACUGUUGGGAUGAUGGGUUCCAGUCUCGUCCGAAGGUCGGGGGUAAGGGGUUGUCUUGGUCUCAGUGGAGCCCAGGGCUUUGGAUUGCUGUGACUAACAUGUUGGCGAGAGCACUUGCGGAGCAGGAUUGGUUAGAAGAAGCCAAAACUCAGUUUCUUCCGAAAGUGGAGAUGAUAGACUUCGUAUACACUGAAGCUGUGGAUUCGAAGAAGCAACAAGUCGUUGCAGGUGCCAUUAGCCGUAUGUACGCACGAGCAAUAUCAGACGGGUUGAGCGUCCAACGUAUCCAUACGGACAGGGGAAAGGAGUACCGGAACUCUGCAUUGGAUGCCUUCUGUCAAAAGCUCGGAGUUCAUCAUACAUAUGCAAUGGCAGAGGAACACCAGACCAAUGGUCGCGCGGAGGGGGCUAUAUUGAAGAUCAAAAAUCGAACGAGGGCGAUCCUCGAAGGAUCAGGGCAAGAUGAUCUUUCAGAGUGGCCAUUGGCGGCGAAAUUGGUCGUGGCGGCGUGGAGUUUGGAGUUCGAGAACUACCACGGCUGUCACAAAAUGUCCCUCUUCGGAAACUUCGAGGGGGUGGGUGGUGAAAACGGCCGAGGGUCCUUGUAUGAAGCAGGCAGUUGGGAGCCAAAGGACGUGGCGUCCCUUGCAGUUGCCAUGUCGAAGCACGUUGCUAACAUUGUCCUGCCCAUUGUUACUUCCGGGGGAGUUACGGAGUCUAGGAUGCUGGAAAAUGGGAAGCGACUAUGGGAAACGGGAUUCACGUAUUUGCCGGGAACCAAAUCAGAGUACUGGGGCUUCAAGACAUUGGCUUCCGUUUCCGCGGUCGUGCUUCGGAGACUUGAGAUUGCCGGGCGCCGGCCAGUAAAUGGACGGGGUGGUCUGCUUUCCCUUUGCAUCUCAGUGACCCAGACAACGGUACAACAGGUAGAAGCCGUGCUAGAGGGAACCAUGAGUCAUCAGGUGUUGAACGAGAGUUGUGGCUCAGGGUUGAUUGGCGACACGGGCGAGGCUUCAGGUCUUGAGAUUCUUCCACCUCCGCGACCCAAGGCUACUGUUAGCGAAGAGUUUCCUGAGUGGUGUCCAGCUGGUGUGUACAUAGCUUGCCUUGUUGCGGAACUUCGGGCGCUUUACAUGAAGCUUCAAGGUGAUGAGGCGGAUACCUGCUCAGGUGAGGCUCAAAAGGGCCAUGGGGAAGUGGAUGCUUCGGUUUCUGGUGAAGCUGUAGGGUGCUCAGACUUUGAGUGGGAUGAUGACUCUCAGGAUGUCAAGAUGUACCAGGUGCCAGAUUGCAUCAAACCACUGCGUCCAUGUCAUUCGUCGGAUGUUGGGGAUAGCUGCUACACACUGGAGCGAGUGGAUUGGCCUAUGUGUGUCAACGUAGCUGAUGAGAUGCAGGAGUUGGCUGAGGUGCAUAGGGCCAUGUGCAGCUUGUUGGAUGGGCAGUCUGAGGAAGUAGAUGGCCAGUGUUGCAGUUGUGAGGCUCAGUGGCUUGACGAAGUUCAGGGUUUGGAGCAAGAGCUUCAGAGGAUGAAGGGAUUAGAAGAUAGUCUGCUGUUGUCCUCCGAGGGUCCAAUUCUUAAAAGUAUUGAACUGUGUGUGGACAAUGAGGUGGAGGCUGAGGCCUGCCAGUUAGACAGGAAGAGCGAGGAGUGCAUGCUGGGAUCCGGGAGUCUAAAGGCUGUUCAAAUGGACGAUGAUGAUCCACCACCUCUUCAGUCGAAGAUUGUAGCGCAGGACCAGGUUCGACGUGAGCUUGGUAAGUGGCGUGGAUCUAUGGGGGAGGAAGUAGAGUCGUUAGUUCAGAAGACUGAAGCAGUUGAAGACUUGACAGACGACCAGUAUCACAAGCUGGUGGCGGAUCCAGGCGUGCAUGUGGAACUGAUUCCAGGAAAAAUGGUGUAUGUUUGGAAAUCCACUGGACGUCGUAGGGCGAGAAUGGUGGGAUGUGGCAACUUCUGUGACAACGAUGGCAGCACUCAGAAGGCAGAUCUUUUUGCGAGUGGGGCUGGUGCGGAGUCCAUUCGAAUGAUGAUCCGCAAGUGUACUCUGGAACCAUCUUGGCAUCUGGUCUCGGUUGAUGUGAAAACAGCUUUUCUCCAGGCGCCGCUUAUGGAAAUGCAGAAGGAUGGUAAGGAGAAGGUCACAGUCGUUAAAGUUCCGAGCAUAUUAAGGGAAGCGGGUGUUACUGCUACCAAGUACUGGAAAGUCAAGAAAGCUCUUUAUGGUCUGAACUCGGCGCCGCGCUCGUGGAGCCUUCAUAGAGACCGGGUGAUGACGGAUCUUCGGAUUGAGUAUGGUGAUGGCAUCUUGAGGCUUCGAAAGCUAAAGGAGGACGCCAAUCUCUGGCAGAUUCUCAAGUAUCCACGGGAGGGCAGAGAUCCUGAGAAGGAAGCCGGUGAAGCAGGAGGACAGUGCCUCGGGAUUAUAGCCUUGUACGUGGACGAUAUCUUAGUUGCGUCGGAAAAGGACGUUGCCCAAGCUGUAGUUCGCGGACUGGAAUCAAAUUGGGAAUUGUCAACCCCGGACUGGGUGUCGGAGGAAGGAGAUUGCUUGAAGUUUGCAGGCUUCGAGCUGGAAAAAACCAGUCAAGGGAUUCGUCUUCAUCAGGAGAGCUACACCAAGGAUAUCCUAGAACAGUACCAAGACACAAUCCCGGGUGUGGAACGUACACCAGCUGUCAAGACUGUUGAAAGUGAGGAACCGGUGGAUCGUUCGGAACAGCUGGAGUGGACGAAACGUGCACAAUCAUUGAUUGGACAGUUGCUCUGGCUUGCGGGGAGGACCCGUCCUGACAUUGCUUAUGCUGUGAAUCUUGCUGCUCAGAGGAUAGUGCCAUCUCCGGGUGAGGCGGUUGCUCGCGCAGAACACUUGAUCAGGAGCGCUGAUAUUCUGGGCCUCGUGCAGGCAGCCAUGAGACCAACGGUCGCAGCUCUGAUGAACGCUCAAGAGGUAGCAUCUGACAGUUCGUUUCGUGAGAGUUUGCGCUGCCGGGAAAAGGCAGUCGGGUACGAAGUGCGGCUGAAUGAGUUCAUGAGCAUCAACGGUAUUCAGAAAAGGAAUUCAGCGGUUGCAAAGUACGGAGAUGAUGUAGAAGCGUGUGUAAAUGCAGAGCCUGGAGAACGACAGCAGGAAAUGCGACGUCUUUGGGAGAAUGAGCUUGGGCCGGAAGCGGAAAAAGCUGGAAUGAUGAAAGAAAUGGGAUCAAUAAGAGCUUCGAUUUGUACGAUGAGGUUCCGACUGCUCAAUGCUCCCAAGAACAGAUUGACAGCGCUUUGGAUGGCCGGUGGGUGA
Messenger RNA from Symbiodinium sp. CCMP2592, 4314 nucleotides. The record is from the annotation of a GenBank genome assembly. NCBI's taxonomy places the organism in Eukaryota, Dinophyceae, Suessiales, Symbiodiniaceae.